AGUCACCCCCAGGGUUUUUAAGGCAGUACACUCUUGUGUGACCAGAGGAAAUCACUUCAGAAGGCUGGAGGAUUCCUCUGCAGUGGAACACUUUCCACCCCCGGUACCUGGAAACACUGUGCAUGCAGAAGAGGAAGAGCCAAAACUCUGCAGCGGAAAGUGAAUGCAGACCGCCAGUAUCUGUGACUCACCGAUUCCGCAAUAAGAAGAAUUAAACAGAGCAGUCUGUUUACAAUUAAGACAUUGCUGAGUUUUAUAAGCUGAAGGAUUUAUAUUUAAGGACGAGAUUUGCUGACAGGGACGUCUUUGAGCACCACUGGAAGACAUUUCUUCGCAUAUAUGAAGCCAGACUCUGUUGCUAUGACAGCGCUGAGCAGCCUGGGUAAGCAGGGCGCGGUGUGUAUCUUCGGGACGGGGGACUUUGGCCGUUCCCUGGGUCUUCGCCUGAUGCAGGCAGGGUAUGACGUCGUCUACGGAUCCAGAGACCCCAAAAACUCAACUCUGCUGCCCACGGGUUCCAAGGUGAUGAGCCACGAGCAGGCGGCUCAGACGGCCAGGGUGAUCUUCAUAGCCGUCCAUCGGGAGCAGUACAGCUUCCUGACCUCGCUGACCUCCGCUCUGGAAGGGAAAGUGCUGGUGGACAUUAGUAACAACCUGAAGAGGGGUCUGUACCCACAAUCCAACGCUGAAUACCUGAGCACACUGGUACCGGGGGCAGUAGUGGUCAAAGCCUUCAACACCAUCUCUGCCUGGGCUCUGCAGAAUGGAGGGCUGGACGCUAACAGACAGGUGCUAAUCUGUGGUGACCAUGCCGAUGCUAAGCAGUCAGUGGUGGACAUUGCCCAGAGUCUUGGGCUCACCGCUCUGGACCGUGGAUCUCUGAGAGCAGCUUCCGAGCUGGAGGACAUCCCGCUUCAGCUCUUCCCCAUGUGGAGACUGCCCUUCCGCAUCGCUGUCGGACUCCUCGCGGCGUUCUUCUUCUACGUUCUCGUCCAAGACGUGAUCUACAAAGGGGUCACGGAGGGAAAGGACAUCUCCUUCCGCAUCAUGAUCUCUUUGGCCAACAAGGCGAUCCCGAUGGUGGCCUUGGUGAUGCUGGCGCUGUGCUAUUUGCCGGGCAUCAUGGCGGCCUUCUUGCAGCUCUACAAUGGCACUAAGUACCGCCGCUUCCCGGACUGGCUGGACAGAUGGAUGCUGUGCAGGAAGCAGCUGGGAUUGCUCGCUCUAGCCUUCGCUUUUGUGCAUGUGCUCUACACCUACGCCAUCCCCAUCAGAUACUACGUAUUCCACCGCAGGUUCACCUUCACUUCUACAAUGAUUAAAGAGAACAAAACGUACGAGUUUGACAACGUCAUGGCCUGGCGCUCAGACUCCUACCUGGCCAUGGGAAUGCUGGGAUUCGCAUUGUUUGUUUUGCUGGGAAUUACAUCCCUGCCAUCUGUCAGCAACUCACUCAACUGGAGAGAAUUCAGCUGUAUACAGUCUAAAUUAGGUCAUGUGACCCUUCUGCUGUGCACAGCUCAUGUCUUCCUGUAUGGAUGGGAAAAAUUUCUGCGACCGUCGGCCUACAAGUGGUUUACCCCGCCGAGCUACAUGAUGUCCCUGGUGGUCCCCUGUGUGGUUCUGAUUCUGAAACUGCUUCUGAUCACUCCGUGCAUGGACCGAACCAUCACCAGAAUACGGCAGGGCUGGGAGAGACCGGCUAAAGGUGGCACAGCAGGCAAGGAUGCGAAGAGUAGUCGGCCGCUCAUUCUGUAAAGGACUCUGAAUGCACAGUGUGUUCUCUGAAUGCAUGAUCUACAGCUUACACCCUUUAAAGCAACACUAUGUAACAUUUUAACCUUAAAACUGCAGUUUAAAUAUCAUUGUGAUGCUCCACUGACGCCGCUAACUGCACUUAAAUGACCGUGGUGAACUCACAAAAAAUGUAUCACUGCAUAACUCAAGUUAAAAUAUUUGUGUAAUAUUACUAUACUGCCUUAUAUCACAUGCUUCUUUCACUUUCAGUAAUGGUUCUCCAUCUCUCAGCUUGUCCAAAAAGGCAUGUAUUAAGAGUGUCCUUUAGGGGUGGCCCAAAGAACUUAAAUACACUUCUGGACUGUAGGGGGAGCCCAGGAGCAAGAAAUACCCAUUCUCACGUAAUGCUUCUUUACAGGAAUCUUUUGAUAAAAUCUUUAAAGAAAUAUAUUUGUAAAUAGAAUGUAAAGAACAAUUUUGAAGUACGGAUAUCAUGGAAAAAUGAAAUGUUCUCACUUUUUUUACGCACAAUAUAUAUAUAUAUAUAUAUAUUAAUAGGUCAACUAGAAAAUAGCAGUAUAUGUAAACAUAGCUCACACCCCAGUCUAUACAGCACAUAAAUAUAUAUGCUAAUUAAGCUGCAUAAAUUGCUGCUUUAUAUUGGUUUAUAUUUUUGUAAUUUCACAACUGCCAACACUUUUUAAUACAAUAGAUCUGCUUACUCAUUUACAGUAAAUUUUAAAAAAGUGUUUUAAAGAUUUGUGAAUGAUUCACAGAUCAUUUACAUACAAUAUAUCAGUUUUAAAGGCAAAUUUGAAAAAAAUAAAACAGUGUCAGUGGCCCUUGUUCAUUUUGCUUAAUUAAGCAAUGCAUUAUUUUUUGUUUGUUUAUGGCACUUAAAACAUCACAAUUGUCAGAAGUGAACCUCAGGGAUAAAUAAAUGUUGGAUAUGGGCCUUUAAAAGAACAUAUAACAUUCCUGUAAUGUGAUUUUAUGCAAAAAAAAAAAAAAAACACCUCUAAAUCUGUAUCAAGCUUCUAUCAGCACUGAAACACUGGACUCUUGUAUGUAUUCCUCUCCUUUCAGGGUCUUUGUGUUCGUAAAUAAAAUACUAAAAUGCUAUAAAGA
Astyanax mexicanus (Mexican tetra) is the source of this 2865-nucleotide messenger RNA. RefSeq names its product STEAP family member 4 (gene steap4). Bases 340 to 1758 code for a protein of 472 amino acids. Gene Ontology annotation, biological process: copper ion import. The transcript has 5 exons. Lineage: Eukaryota; Metazoa; Chordata; Actinopteri; Characiformes; Acestrorhamphidae. Gene Ontology annotation, molecular function: ferric-chelate reductase (NADPH) activity; cupric reductase (NADH) activity. The record is from RefSeq and is a predicted model, not a curated record. Gene Ontology annotation, cellular component: endosome; plasma membrane.